GAGCAGGAGCUCCGCCCCCAACGCGCCGCCCCAGCCCCGGCGCCUUAAAAGCCGGGCGCACCGCCCCGCCGCGCCCUGCCUGCCGCACCUCUCCUUUCUUCUGUAGCUCGCGCUGAAGCCGCACGUCCGGCCCCGAUCCCGGCACCAUGAGCUUCGGCUCGGAGCACUACCUGUGCUCCUCCUCCUCCUACCGCAAGGUGUUCGGGGAUGGCUCUCGCCUGUCCGCCCGCCUCUCCGGGGCCGGCGGCGCGGGCGGCUUCCGCUCGCAGUCGCUGUCCCGCAGCAAUGUGGCCUCCUCGGCCGCCUGCUCCUCGGCCUCGUCGCUCGGCCUCGGCCUGGCCUAUCGCCGGCCGCCGGCGUCCGACGGGCUGGACCUGAGCCAGGCGGCGGCGCGCACCAACGAGUACAAGAUCAUCCGCACCAACGAGAAGGAGCAGCUGCAGGGCCUCAACGACCGCUUCGCCGUGUUCAUCGAGAAGGUGCAUCAGCUGGAGACGCAGAACCGCGCGUUGGAGGCCGAACUGGCCGCGCUGCGACAGCGCCACGCUGAGCCGUCGCGCGUCGGCGAGCUCUUCCAGCGCGAGCUGCGCGACCUGCGCGCGCAGCUGGAGGAGGCCAGCUCGGCUCGCUCGCAGGCCCUGCUGGAGCGCGACGGGCUGGCCGAGGAAGUGCAGCGGCUGCGGGCGCGCUGCGAGGAGGAGAGCCGCGGACGCGAAGGCGCCGAGCGCGCCCUGAAGGCGCAGCAGCGCGACGUGGACGGCGCCACGCUGGCCCGCCUGGACCUGGAAAAGAAGGUGGAGUCGCUGCUGGACGAGCUGGCCUUCGUACGCCAGGUGCACGACGAGGAGGUAGCCGAGCUGCUGGCCACGCUGCAGGCGUCGUCGCAGGCCGCGGCCGAGGUGGACGUGACUGUGGCUAAACCAGACCUGACCUCGGCUCUGAGGGAGAUCCGCGCCCAGUAUGAGUCCCUGGCCGCUAAGAACCUGCAGUCCGCGGAAGAAUGGUACAAGUCCAAGUUUGCCAACCUGAACGAGCAGGCGGCGCGCAGCACCGAGGCCAUCCGGGCCAGCCGCGAGGAGAUCCACGAGUAUCGGCGCCAGCUGCAGGCGCGCACCAUCGAGAUCGAGGGCCUGCGCGGGGCCAACGAGUCCUUGGAGAGGCAGAUCCUGGAGCUGGAGGAGCGGCACAGUGCCGAGGUAGCUGGCUACCAGGAUAGCAUUGGGCAGCUGGAGAAUGAUCUGAGGAACACCAAGAGUGAGAUGGCACGCCACCUUCGGGAAUACCAGGACUUGCUCAAUGUCAAAAUGGCUCUUGACAUUGAGAUAGCAGCUUACAGGAAACUGCUGGAAGGCGAGGAGACACGUUUUAGCACCAGUGGGUUAAGCAUUUCGGGGCUGAAUCCACUUCCCAAUCCAAGUUACCUGCUCCCCCCUAGAAUCCUCAGUUCUACAACCUCCAAAGUCUCAUCCACUGGGCUAUCACUUAAGAAAGAGGAGGAGGAGGAGGAGGCAUCUAAGGUAGCCUCUAAGAAAACCUCCCAGAUAGGGGAAAGUUUUGAAGAAAUAUUAGAGGAGACAGUAAUAUCUACUAAGAAAACCGAGAAAUCAAAUAUAGAAGAAACCACCAUUUCAAGCCAAAAAAUAUAAUUCCAUUGCUUUGAAAAAGUUAAUGCUUAAGAGGGAAUGAUAUGCAUUUGACUUGUUAAACAGCCUAUUCCUGAACUAUAACACCUGCCACCACUAUAAAAUGUCUUCAAGGCUUCAGUCUCAUAUUUAGUAUUGAAUACUUACAUUCUCUAAUAAGAAAACCACCCCUUAGAUUGAAGUAAACUGCAGUCCUGGAGCAAUCACAGAUGAGUUAUCUAAGAAUACAGCUUUCUGACCUUCAGCUCACGCUUCACAGUGAUGGAUGAUUCAGGUGCAGAGGAAGUACAAACUAAGGUGCUAAAUCUGCGAUCAUCGUCAUUUGCUGUGAACUGAAAUUAAAACUAUUCAUGCUACCCAGCCAUUACCCAGCUAAAUAAUCUUACUCUAGAUACCUAAAACAUAAGAUCACUGCCAGAGAUAAACUAAUGGUCCACACCCAAUUCCACUCUGAUAGAAUUAUUUCACAAAUAAUAGGUGUUUGUUUAAUGGACACUUUUCACCUCCUUCAAUUCCAUAUAUCCUUUUCUUCUAUGUAGGAAAAAAAUAGUCUAGUGUAGUAUUCUUCCCUUUUAAACACAUUUUGGUUCUUCUCAAAAGAACUUACCCCCAUUCGCUCUCUGCUCAGUGGGUAAAAUUAGAUGCAUGUUGACCAUGUCUAUGAUUCGUGUAAUUACUUAUCCCUGCCCAUUUCAUAUUCUUUCAAUUCUGUAGGUUAAAAAAAUGGCAGUGAUGAAUUUUAAGGGUUUCCCCCAACAUAUAAAAUAAUGAAAAGAAUCCCUAGACUUUAGGCUUUCAGCUUACACAAAUCUAUUUAAUUAGGAAAAAAACUAUUAAGGAUGUAGCUUUUCACCUUUACUUUAGAAGCACAGUAAAUAUCCCAAACUGUGAUGAAGCCGACCUUAGAUUUAGUAGUAUAAGCUAGAAGAAGUGAGUGUUUCUAUGAGUGGAAAAAGCCAAGGUGUCAUUUAUGUGUCAGUUCAUUUGUGGUGAUAUAGAAUUAGCUUUUUCAUCCCCUUACCCUUAGAAUCCACGUAUUCCCCUUCCCACUAGCCUAGGUCCUAAAGAGGCCUUGCUUUCACUCUCCUAUGCCUUUUACGAGUGCUAAGUGUAGGAUAUUUUGUCACCAGAACACAAUGCUACUGCCCCAAAGUAAAAGAAACCACUUCUGGUCAAUCAACACUACCAGCGUACAUAUAAGAAAGAAAUCUUUCUCUUUUCUAAAAGACUUCCCUAACACUUACCCCAUGGCUGCACAGUUGGUGGGGUCCUGCCGGAGAGGAAGAGACACUCAGACCAGAGAAGGGGUGUGCAUGCGCCUACUCGCUUGCUAGAAGUAGAUUCUGGACAGUCAGCUCUUCAUCUGCCCAACUGUGUAGCAUCUGCAUUGCCCUGUCUUUCAUGUGUGCCAAGGCUGAUGCAGGAUUUGUUCUCUGUCCAGCAGUCACUUCUGCCAGAGCUGAAGAGUUGCCCCGUCUCUGUUCCAUGUCUCCUUUAAGAGCUCUGGUGAUAAGGACAUGAUGCUUUUACUGAACUUUCUUAUCCUAGCACAUGCUUCAAUAGUUCAAGGAACUUGAAAAAUACUUUUCUCUUCCUUACCUUUACCCCAUCCCUGUCUUUACUCCUCACACUUACUGUAAGACAUUAGUAACAUAAGAAAUUAAAAGUCACACGAAUCUCACCAACAUAA
Pan troglodytes (chimpanzee) is the source of this 3333-nucleotide messenger RNA. RefSeq names its product internexin neuronal intermediate filament protein alpha (gene INA). Lineage: Eukaryota; Metazoa; Chordata; Mammalia; Primates; Hominidae. Gene Ontology annotation, biological process: intermediate filament organization. Gene Ontology annotation, molecular function: structural constituent of postsynaptic intermediate filament cytoskeleton. The record is from RefSeq and is a predicted model, not a curated record. Gene Ontology annotation, cellular component: cytoplasm; intermediate filament; postsynaptic intermediate filament cytoskeleton. The transcript has 3 exons. The coding region runs from base 147 to 1646 and encodes 499 amino acids.